Molecule: messenger RNA, 3341 nt
Organism: Petromyzon marinus (sea lamprey)
Lineage: Eukaryota; Metazoa; Chordata; Hyperoartia; Petromyzontiformes; Petromyzontidae
Source: RefSeq, a predicted model, not a curated record
CAACAGUCUGUUAAGGCUACACGGGGGAUCUUUAUCAUCUUUGUCUUGCGUGCUUAGCUGCAUUAGGAUGCAGCGCGUCGGUUCGGCGAGACUUCAUCGGGGCUGGCGGAGCUCUGAGCGCCCCCUGCUCGCGUACUCGCUACGUCACUGUGGCGUCAAUGAGGAGCGAGGCGACACGGAUUAUUUAAAGCGCCUUGUGCCUUCGCGGGCGAGUGCGAGCGCCUGUGCGAGUGUAUGUGUGUGUGUGCGCAGCCUUGCAUGGCCGGUAGCCGCACAGUCACAUCUGCUUCGUUCUCUCUCGCUUGUGCUCAAUCCACGGUGUAGCUUGCAUCGCCCUGUAAUUUCAAUGCAGCGCUCUUGGUAAUUACAUCUGUCAAUCCAGCAGCUUUUGUUGAUUUAUGACGGACUCUCCUGGUGAGACCCAGAUUUGUCGAAACCAGGUCCAGAGUUUUGGUUGCUUACAUAAGUGCUUUCUAGAGAAUAUCGGUCUGGAAAGUCACUACAUAGGCUGAUAAGACGUAGUUAUUUAUUCCCGCGGGGAGACAGAACGAAGGUGUGCGCUUAUGUGUUGUGUAGAGAGAUGAGAGGCUACUCCGUGCUGAGAGGCUCCUCCGUGCUGUCGCUGGGGCUGCUGCUGCAGGUGCUGACGGUGCGACGGAUUUCAGCACCUCGGACAGCGCUGUGAGCAGGCGAGCGGCAUGGCGUGCCAGGACUGCGGGUUCCGGCGGGGGGCGACCACGCCGUUCGGCGUGCGCUCCUACCUGGACCACUUCUACCAGGGCUGCCGCUCGGAGCCGGACGAGGAGACGCUGCUGCGGCCGGGCGGGCGGCGCGGCGCGCAGGCAGCCGCCGGCGCCUCCACGGCGUGCAAGGCGUGGUUCGCAUGUGGCCUGCUCGGCAUGCUGACGGGGGCCGCGGUCAUGCUGACCGCCUACCUCGCCCCGGCUCGCCUCGAGGCGGUCGGCAACGGCGGCGGCGGCGGCCCGGGCGGCGUGAGCGACGUGCUGCUGGUCGACCCGAGCGCGGCGCGUUUCAACCGCAUUCUGGAGGGCUCCAAGCUGGCGGGCGCGCUGCUGUUCGCCGCCGGAGGCGCCGCGCUGUCGGGGAGUCUUCUGGUGGCCGCGGCGGCCGCACGGGGCCGUGGCGGCGGCGAUGAUGAUGGUGGUGAGGUGAUGACGGCGGAGCACCAGCAGCAGUAUCAUCAGCAGCAAGAGGACGAGGAGGUGGUGCAGGAGAACCGGCUGCUGCUCCACGAAGUGCGGCCCGUGGCCAGCGGGGCCGUGCCCAAGUCGGGGCGCAGGCUUUGGAAGUGAUCCGCGUCCCCCCCGCCCCCCCCCCCCCCCCGGGCUGCGGCGAUCGGGUACCGAGGACCGGCGUCGAGGCCCAACCACCUCCACCCGGAGCUCCACCACCUCCGUCCACGACGCCGGUGGAGCCGACUCGUCCAGCCGGGUCCGUUUGACGAAACAAGAACGCUCGCGAGGGACGCUCCGCUCCCUCCCCCCCCCCCCCCCCCCCGCGGGGACGACGCCGAGCGGAGGGGGCCGCCUGACGGCCGUAGAUUGGCCAAGCCGACGGUUGGUGUGCUGGGGAGAACCCGGGAACUGAUCGUCGUGCGUCGUGCAUCUGAGCCGUGCCACUGGCGUGUCCCCGAGUUUUCCAAAGCAGUUCAGGUUGCAUGCCGUGGCAGUUCCGAGGGCGGUUGAUUCUCAAACUGCCUCCCCCCCCCCACCUCUCCACCGCAUGGUAAAUGGCGCAUCCCACAAAUGAUGCAUCACCGUCGUCGGCUGCAACAGCCACGUCCGUGAGCGUCACGCACGGGGCAUUAAUUUUUGAGUGACGCCAUUUGUUGCGUGUGUGAUUGCGCUACAGUCGCUCUCAAUCCCCCCCAUCCUCCUCCUCGUGUAUCGAUGUCCGAUGUUUCGUACCACGUGCUUGGGCCCUUAUUCGUGAACCAGUGCAUUUCCUGGUUCCUGAAGAAGGCUUGCAGUACUUGGAGUCAAAAAGUCGGACGUCGCGCCAAACAGCGCAUCUGAGAGCGGCGUGGUCCAAGGGCGACAACCUUCCCUCUGGCACGGCCAUGACUCUGUGACAACCACGAUCAGAUGCACACACGGUGAUCGUCUGCGACCGAUGUUAAGUUUCGCCAUUCGUCCUGCCGUCAGUGACUGUUUCUUGCACAAAAGGCACGUGUUUACGUGUGGCGCGUGUGUGUGGCGUGUGUGUGGCGUGUGUGUGUGGAGAUAAUGUUUAUCUUGGGCAAAGUGAGCAGUGCUUUGCUUUGUAAACGCUUCGCCCCUUGUCUGAUCUUCAGUUCCACUCCGGACAUCGGCAAUCGAAGGGGGGAAUGAGGGGGGGGGGGGCUCUUUGUGUGUCGUGGAAAUGACCCCUACACAAAGGGGUCAUUGCCGCGACAUUUAUCGAGUGCUCAGAAGCCAUAGGUGGCACCGAUGGGUGGCGUUAAUGUUAAUUUUUUUACAAAAAAAACACCACAAUGUUGAUACGCGCUUUUGUCCGAGGUAGAGGGGCAGCCCUGUAAUUUCUUGUUUACUCUACUGCUAGCAGAAGAGCCUCCACCACAGGACGCUCUAGAGGGCCUGCUUUUCUAUGCUUUCCAGACGUCUUGGAAGAGGUAGGACUACCCACACUUUACCCCGCCACAUGUGACCGGCCAAUCAUAGAUUAGCUGCGGGGCUACCCAUUUGUACUGCUGGGUGAGCGGUGGUGGGGGGGGGGGGGAUUUAAGACGUUUGCACCGUUGUCUCAGCUGCCACGCCGGGAGAUUGAAUCGAUCCGGCGAGCUCUGCGUUGCAAGUCCAGUGUUGCUGACCAAUGCGUCGCUGUGGCGGCCCCCCUUCAUUCCAGAAUGAAUCGUUUUAAUAAUGAACUCCUUCCGAGGCGGGAGAGGGGGAAGGGAGCACACGAUCGCAUGCACGGUUGGCUACGUACGGUGCGAAAGAAGUUCAGCAUACGCACACACAUUGCGAGAUACUGAUCCUGAUUCGCAUAUCAUGCUGAAAAUCCACGUGGCAUAGUUCGCAAUCUUAGUAAGCCACCGUGUUGCAAACGGAGGUUGCUGCCCGCGUGGUAUAGAACUCCCAUUCCCCAAGCCAUCUGUGCUGUCGACUGCGUGCCUCUGUUCAAGUCCAGCCUCAAGACCGUCCUUUUAUCCGCUGCUUGUAUCUGUAAAAUAAACAUUGCCCCCUGUGGCCUGUACGGCGCUUUGAGAGGCGGUCGCAUCUCGACGCUGCCGUACAAGUCCGCAUUGCGUCGCGCUGAUCGUUUUUUGCGAUUAUUCGUUUGUUAGUAAUGAAGCUUAAUGCGGCAUUGCCGGGAAAGUA